GUAUGGGUAGGUUUUGUUGCCUGUCUCUCGAGACAAAUUGGGUCGCACGCAAUCAGGGUUAUUGUGCUUGGGGGUUUCGCAACGUGGAAGUCGAAUUCACCGCCGCGAAGAGGAAAACGGACAGACGGUGGAUGGCUCAUUUUCCAUUUUUGUAUCGUCCAUUCGGACAGACCAAGUGACGGUGCUAUGGAGUCCGGAGGCCACGUUGCUCCGUGAAUCGAUGUCUGAAGGUGAGUCUCGUACAAUAGUGAUUCGAAAUGGUUCUGGGCUAUACAUAGCGGGGAAAGCUGCCUCCCGCCAGAAAUUCGUGGCUCUCGCCCCGGAUCGGACCUGACGUUCUCACCGGAGGAGGAACAUCAACCAACGAAAAACCGACGGGAGAGGGACGGUGGUAAGCAAAAUCUAGGCGGUAUCCGCUUCGGUCGGUGAUAUCUCACCCAAACGAGAGGGGAGAGGGGGGAAGCUUCGUACUUCCACACUCGUGUCGUCUUUGCAUCGAUACUUUUGACUCGUUCAUUCCUUCGUUGUCUACCGAACGCACACCCUCGCAAGCUACGACCAACAAUGAAGUUCUCUACCUUGACGGCUGCCUUUUUUGUGGCUUCGGCUACGGCCUUUCAACAACCGGCCUUUGCGCCGCGCUCGGUCGUUGCCCAGUCGUCGACGUCCGGACUCCACAUGGCUUUCGAAUCCAAGAUUUUUGAAACUCAAGAAGUCACCUUUGCCGACACCAAAGAGAUCAUUGUCAAGGGAGGUCGGGAUCUCUUUCCUUUGUUACCCAAGGCCUUUGAAGGAAUUGAGAAAAUCGGAGUUAUCGGAUGGGGAUCCCAGGCGCCGGCGCAGGCCCAGAAUCUGAAAGACUCUUUGAAGGAAGUCGGCGCCGACAUUACCGUCUCCAUUGGUCUACGCGAAGGAUCUUCCAGUUUCGAAGAAGCCAAGGAUUGCGGCUUCAGUGAGGAGGACGGUACCCUCGGAGAAAUGUUCAGCGUCAUCAAGGAAUCCGACUUGGUCGUUCUCCUCAUCUCCGACGCCGCACAAGCCAAGCUGUACAAGGAAAUUUUUGCCGCCAUGAAGCCCGGUGCCACGCUCGGCCUCAGUCACGGCUUUCUGCUCGGACACUUGGACUCGAUCGGAGAAAAGUUCCCCGAGAAUAUGGACGUGAUUGCCGUCUGCCCCAAGGGAAUGGGACCCUCGGUCCGUCGUCUUUAUGAACAGGGCAAGGACGUGAACGGCGCGGGCAUCAACUCCAGUUUUGCCGUCCACCAGGACGUCAGUGGCAAGGCCACCGAAUUGGCUCUGGGUUGGGGCAUUGCGCUCGGAUCCCCCUUCAUGUUCGAAACCAGCCUCCGAUCCGAAUACUGCUCCGAUAUUUACGGCGAACGCGGCAUCUUGCUCGGUGCCGUCCACGGGAUCGUCGAGUCCUUGUACCGCCGCUACCAACGUCAAGGCAUGAGCCCCGAACAAGCAUUUUUGGAAUCGUCCGAAUCCAUCACCGGUAAUAUCGUCAAGAUCAUCUCCACCAAGGGAAUUAAAGCCGUAUACGAGUCCCUUGAUGGUGACGACAAGGAGACCUUCCAAAAAGCCUAUUCUGCCUCGUACAAGCCCGCCAAGGAGAUUCUGCAAGAAAUCUAUGACGAGGUCAGUUCGGGAAACGAAAUCCGCACCGUCAUUAUGCACGGCGCCCGUAUCGACAAGUACCCCGUCGGAAAGAUUGACGGCACCGAUACCUGGAAAGUGGGUGAAAAGGUUCGCGCCGAGCGUGACGAAGACAAGAUCCCCCUCAACCCCUUCACGGCCGGUGUCUACGUGGCCACAAUGAUGGCCCAAAUUGAUGUGCUCUUGGAAGAAGGUCACCCGUAUUCGGAAGUCGUGAACGAGUCCGUCAUUGAGGCCGUCGAUUCCUUAUGUCCAUACAUGCACUACCGAGGAGUGGCCUUUAUGGUAGAUAACUGCUCCUUCACGGCCAAGACGGGUAGCCGCAAAUGGGCUCCCCGUUUCGACUACAUUCUGGACCAGUUGGCGUACACGGCGGUUGACAAUGGUGCGCCGGUGAACGAGCAAUUGAUUGCCGACUUUGAAAAGCACUCGGUGCACCAAGCUGUCGAAGAAUGCUGUAAGCUUCGACCGGCGGUGGACAUUAGUCUGUUUGCCGAAACCUCGACCAAGGAAAUUGUCAUUCAGUAAAAUGGCAAUGGAUGCGGUACGCGAAGAGACCUUGAAUCCCCCACCAAAUACAAGAAUUAAACAACUUUAUUAUACUC
Messenger RNA from Phaeodactylum tricornutum CCAP 1055/1, 2261 nucleotides. RefSeq lists its product with no specific name. The record is from RefSeq and is a predicted model, not a curated record. The transcript has 2 exons. Bases 565 to 2184 code for a protein of 539 amino acids. NCBI's taxonomy places the organism in Eukaryota, Bacillariophyta, Bacillariophyceae, Surirellales, Neidiaceae. Gene Ontology annotation, molecular function: ketol-acid reductoisomerase activity. Gene Ontology annotation, biological process: L-valine biosynthetic process.